Molecule: messenger RNA, 1309 nt
Organism: Drosophila sulfurigaster albostrigata
Lineage: Eukaryota; Metazoa; Arthropoda; Insecta; Diptera; Drosophilidae
Exons: 1
Coding region: 26-775 (249 amino acids)
Source: RefSeq, a predicted model, not a curated record
AUCAUUACACAAAGAUCAUGCAGUCAUGAGGGCUACUACCGUUGGAAUCUUGUCGCUCUGCUUGGUCAUUGGGCUUAGUGCCGGCGUCGUCAUGCCCAAUGGCGGUCAUUUUGCGGCACCCUUCGUACCCACCACAGAUCUAGCACAGGAACUGAUGGAGAUCUACAGUCUGAUACAGUUUAAACCGAUGAAUCAACUGCUUGUGCGUUACCUGAUCAACGACGCACAGUUCCAGGCCUUUGUGCGCAUUCUCAACAGCAAUGAAGGAUUCACAGCACGCUGGCGUCUACGGUCCCAGCCAGAAAUUGUAAUGUUUCUGCAGUGGGUGAACCAACAACUAGCUCUAUCGCGAGGCAAGUUUGAAUUGGAGGACAUGGAAAUGUGUGUGACUCUGGUGAAUCGUUAUCCCUACUGGUCGGGCACUGUCUCCGGCUGGGCAGGAUUCCUUAGCGAACUUGAGAUGUACUUCCCACAGUAUGCCAUACAGGCACACAUCCAAGCCAAGUUACAGCUGCCGGGCAUUUUUGCCGAGUUCUGGAGUCGUCUGCAGGCUCUUCAAGUGGUCUACGAACGUUGGCUCGCUAUGCCCUCAACCCAAACUGUGGUCAACGAGUUACAGGCAGCGGGCAUCGAUCAAAUCCAUUUGGAUACAUUGAUUCGUAAUCUUUUCGGCUGGAAUACAAUUAAUGGCACCACAACAGCUGCUCCAGGCACACCAUCCCUCACUCCUACGGUGGCUCCUGGUGCUGUUAUGCCACCUGGAUUGAUACUUUAAUCAGCUGUCAAUAUAUCUAAAAUAUAUUUGAAUAAUCAUUUGAACUAGCAGAAUUAACAGUUUUCUAUAAGACAAGAACUAAUCUAGGCUCAGAACUUGAGCUUGCCCAGCGAAUCCGAGACUUUUGUGGUAUUAGCCGGUGGCUUUCUGCUGUUUUUUAAUCGACGGCACUGAAGGCUUUGGCUUCUUCACGACCAUAUCCUUGUGCAGUUCCUUAAGCGUGGCAUCUACCUUCUCCUGCUUGGACUUGACAGUCUCUUUGAUCUGAAAUACGGAAAUUAUAGUAGGUUUGUUGUAAUCAGGAAUAGGGCUUGGGCUCACCUGCUUCAACUUGCCCUGCACUUCCUUUGGUUUCUUUUUGUUGCUCUUGGCAUUGUUGACCUUAAACAGGUUCUUGGCUUUCUUCGAUUUAUUUAUUGCCGGCUUUGUUGCGCCUGCUCCAGCACCAGCUGCUUUGCCGGCUCCCGAUCCCCCAGCCUUCUUGGCAUUUGCCUUAUUGCGACCCAUCUUGUGCAACUGUAAUUAUAAAGAAAA